AUGGAAGCUGCCCAAUUGGUUUGUGAAGAAUGGGAUUCUCUUAGUGGACAGUACACAGCUGAAGAAGCUGAUUUCAUGACUCAGUUUCUUGGUGGAAACUAUUCAUGUUUUCUUUCAAAUGUUGCAAAUGAUAAUUUUAUGUGUUUCUCCCAAGGGAGUAGCUCAAGCACUGAUCAUAGUGAUAAUAUCUUUCCUACCAUCACACCGAGUAAUGGACCAUACUUGUGUGAUCCGGCAACAGACAUUGAUUCAUUGUCCAUGUUUUUUAGUCCACAAUAUUUGGAUGAUAACUUAAUCAAACAGGUAUAUUAUGAAAGCAUUGGUGAAGGGUCAGGUUUAGAUCAUGCUCCUGACAGCAAUUUGCAAGCUAAGAGGGAGCAUGGAAUGAUGUUUGUUUCUGAAUCUCCUUCGGGAGAGGAUAGAACCAAAAACAUGGAGAAUCCUGCAAAGAGAUUUAGGAGCUCGGAUGCUUCGAUGGAGCUAAAUGAUGGAACAUGUCCAAGUAUAAUCCCAAAAGAACAUGAAGCGUCGAACGCAAAUUUAUGUAGAAAAUCAAGAGCGAGAAAUGGUCCUGCUACUGAUUCUCAAAGCAUUUAUGCAAGAAGGAGAAGAGAAAGAAUUAAUGAAAGAUUGAGAAUCUUGCAGACCCUUGUCCCAAAUGGAACUAAGGUGGACAUUAGCACCAUGCUUGAGGAAGCUGUUCAAUAUGUCAAGUUUUUGCAGCUUCAAAUUAAGGUUCUGAGUUCUGAUGAUAUGUGGAUGUAUGCUCCCAUAGCUUACAAUGGAAUCAACAUUGGAUAG
Lathyrus sativus (Indian pea) is the source of this 801-nucleotide messenger RNA. The record is from the annotation of a GenBank genome assembly. NCBI's taxonomy places the organism in Eukaryota, Viridiplantae, Streptophyta, Magnoliopsida, Fabales, Fabaceae.